Molecule: messenger RNA, 961 nt
Organism: Culex quinquefasciatus (southern house mosquito)
Lineage: Eukaryota; Metazoa; Arthropoda; Insecta; Diptera; Culicidae
Exons: 4
Coding region: 95-916 (273 amino acids)
Cellular component (GO): extracellular matrix
Source: RefSeq, a predicted model, not a curated record
GUUGGCGCCGUGUGUAUAAAUAUUCUGGUCAAAUUCUGCAUCAUCAUCAGUACAGCUUCAGCAAUUCAGCAGAACAAAUCAACCCAACUUCAAGAUGUUCAAGAUCUUCGCCCUGGUUGCCUGCAUGGCCGUUAUCGCCGCUGCCUACGAGGACGCCCACCCCAAGUACAAGUACGAGUACGGAGUGAAGGACUCCAAGACCCACGACCACAAGAGCCAGUGGGAGAGCCGCGAUGGGGAUGUCGUCAAGGGACAGUACACCCUGGAUGAGGCCGAUGGAACCCACCGCGUGGUGGACUACGCCUCGGACCACAAGGCCGGAUUCCAGGCCCAUGUCCAGCGUAUGGGACACGCCGCCCACCCCCACGGAGAGAGCUACGCCAACAUUGACCAGCACCAUUAUAAAUCACAGUUCUCAUCUAGCAUUCCAAUCAAGUGGAUCAACAUAACUUCCUCAACAAUGUUUAAGUUUGUCCUGGUUCUUGCCCUGGCGGUGGCCGUUUCCGCCCAGUGGGAAGGUGGCUUCGAGGGAGGCUACGGCGGUGAGCACAAGGAUUACCACCAUUCCCACCCCAAGUACAAGUUCGAGUACGGCGUGAAGGACCACAAGACCGGAGACCACAAGAGCCAGUGGGAGUCCCGGGAUGGGGAUGUCGUCAAGGGAGCUUACACGCUGCACGAGGCCGAUGGAACCGAACGCAUUGUGGAGUACUCGUCCGAUAAGCACAACGGAUUCCAGGCCCACGUCAAGCGGGUCGGACAUGCCCAUCACCCGCAGGUUUACGGACACCAUGAGGGAGGUCACUACGGUGGAGAGUCGUCGUCCUUCGGAGGAUUCGGCAACGGUGGAUAUGGCCAUGGGCACGGACAUGCCAGCAGCUACGCCAACAACAACCUGUACUCCCACCAUCAUUAAAGUGUCACCGGAUGAUCUCUUGAUAGUUUUAUGCUUUUGAAUCUA